CGGAUCCAAGAUGGCGGACGAUCGGCGGGAGCUGAUCCCGUGAAAAGGCCCCGCGGCCGCCGCCCCCCUCCCCCAACCCGCAAGCGGCCAAUCGAGGCUCGGGGCGCUCAUGGUGAUAUUUCAAAAUCUUAUCACAAAAUACAACCCAAACAUCGAGCCAAGAUCUUGGAGAGUCAUUCAGUUCAUCAGUUACCGAAUAUCGUCAGCUUUUGAACAUGGAAGGGGGACCAUUUGUCUUCCCCGUGGGAGCAUUUCAAACGUCAGUAUGAUUGGAAAAGCACCGAGACAUGCACGUUCCGCUGAGACUGUUCCGAUGGACUAGCUUCAACUAGUCUGAAAAAUACAUCACACCAUUCCCCGUGAAGAGAACUAUCCCGUGUGCCUGGGCGAGGACUCUCAACUGCUCCAGCAUGGAGAGACCCGAGGGCGCCCCCAUCCUGGAGAAACCGUGGAAAUGUGGGGACUGUGGGAAGGGAUUCCGAACUCCGUCCGAGCUGGAGAUUCAUCGGCGCAGUCACACCGGCGAGAAGCCAUUCGCCUGCUUUGAGUGUGGGAAGGGAUUCUCCCGGUUAUCUCAACUGACUGAACACCAGCGGGUUCACACUGGGGAGAAGCCAUUCACCUGCACCGGCUGUGGGAAGGGAUUCACUUGUUUGAGUAACCUCACUUCGCACCAACUGGUUCACACCGAGACGAGGCUUUAUAAAUGUCCUGACUGUGAGAAGAGCUUCAAGAGCACGAGGGACCUCCUGAGACAUCGGUACGUCCACUCCAGUCAGAGGCCGUUCUGCUGCUCCGUCUGCGGGAAGGGCUUUACUCGGUCGUCCAGCCUGGUCAGACACCAGCGGGUCCACACCGAGGAGCGGCCUUUCCCCUGCGUGACGUGUGGGAAAAGGUUCACCCGGUCCUGUACCCUGCAGAGACACCAACAAAUUCACACCGCGCGGAACCCGUUUGUCUGCUCGGAGUGCGGGAAGGGGUUCACUGAGCUGUUCCAACUGCUGAGGCACCAGCGAAUUCACACGGCCGCGAGGCCGUUCAUCUGUUCGGAAUGCGGGAAGGGAUUCAUUCAGUCGUUUGAACUGCUGAGACACCGACGGGUUCACACCGGGGAGAGGCCUUUUAUCUGCUCUGAGUGUGGGAAGGGAUUCACUCAGUCCUCUCAUCUGCUGAGACACCAGCAAGUUCACGAGUGAUUCUUCCUAUCAAUGGUAUUCAAGACUGGACUAUGGGGCCUGUUCCUUCGACGGUUAAUCACCGCUAUGAUUAAAAUGUUGCCGUGUAUUAAGUGUGACGACUGUUUCCAACUUGUACGUUGUGUAUUUGAGUGGAGCAACUGGAGCGUCGGAGGCUGAGGGAUGACCUUGUAGAGGUUUACAAAAUUAUGAGGGGCAUGGAUAGGAUAAAUAGUCAAAAGUCUUUUCCUUGGGGUGGGGGAGUCCAGAACUAGAGGGGCAUAGGUUUAGGGUGAGAGAGGGAAAGAUAUAAAAGGGACCCAAGGGGGAACUUUUUCACACAGAGGGUGGUGGAGUGAGCCGCCAGAGGAAGUGGUGGAGGCUGCAACAUUUAAAAGGCAUCUGAAUGUGGUUUUUGAAUAGGAAGGGGUUGGAGGGAUAUGGGUCGGGUGCUGGCAGGUGGGACUAGAUUGGGUUGGGAUAUCUGGGUCAGCAUGGACGGGUUGGACCGAAAGGUCUGUUUCCAUGCUGUACCUCUCUGUGACUCUAUAACUGUCGUCCUUGCUGUAAUGUCGUGUUAAUGGGAUACGGCAACAAACGAGUCACAUUUUACUUUCCCAACUGUGGUCAGAGCAGUGUGGGACAGGUGUGGAUGAGGCUCGAGGACCUGAAGGACUCAGGCAGGAGGAACCAGGUGUGGAACCUGCUGGUGAGGUAGGAGGAGAAAAAAGCCAGAAAAUAAGGGCAGAGAGGUCAGACUACUCAGGAACUACUAGCAGAUGCAGUGUAGAAGCCUCUUCAGUCCUGCCUUACAGCCAGAGGGGGGCUAGGUUCAAGUUGAGAAACAAUUGACACUUCAGGUGAUGGCAUAUAACCUGACAGAGUGUGUGAGCCCGUUCUCCCUGUGUAAUCCCACUGCUGCCUGAGCAGUGUGUGGGUAUUUGCGAUGAAACACAAGUGACGACAGCCUUCCAGUAAGACCAGCCUGCAGCAUCAAGUGAGAGCAAAUGGAUAAUAUCCCCAUUUGGCAGGGAGGGACUGGGUGGUGUUGUAGAACUGAGAGACCGAGGGGUUCAGGUACAUAACUCUUUGCAUCACACAUAGACAGGGUGGUUAAGAAGGCACUUAGCACUCCUUUGAGUGUAGGAGUUGGGAACGUCACGUUGCAGUUGUACAGGACGUUGGUGAGGUCUCCUCUGCCGUACUGUGUCCAGUUAUCGCCCCUGUUAUCGGAAGGAUAUUAUUCAGUUGAAGAGAUGUGUCAGGAUGUUGCCGGGGACAGAGAGUUUUGAGCUAUAAGGAGACGCUGAAUGAGCUGGGAUCUUUUUCACUGCAGCGUGGGAGGUGAAUCUCAAGAGUCUUUUCCCUAGGG
Molecule: messenger RNA, 2547 nt
Organism: Hemiscyllium ocellatum (epaulette shark)
Lineage: Eukaryota; Metazoa; Chordata; Chondrichthyes; Orectolobiformes; Hemiscylliidae
Product: zinc finger protein 3-like
Exons: 2
Coding region: 411-1196 (261 amino acids)
Biological process (GO): regulation of transcription by RNA polymerase II
Molecular function (GO): RNA polymerase II cis-regulatory region sequence-specific DNA binding; DNA-binding transcription factor activity, RNA polymerase II-specific
Source: RefSeq, a predicted model, not a curated record